UUAGGGCUUGUGUGGUACAUACCAACUGACCCAUCUCAUUGUAGAAUGUGCUUUUGUUUUUAGUGGGGUUCUGAAGCCCGAGAGGGCCGGACAGAGGCCUAAACAUCUGUUUUUUCCUUUAAUACUCUCGGUGCCCAAAAUUCAGACCGUCAGCGGACUCCGGCCUUCCUCUCUCUAAGGUGGGGAGAAUCUGGCUGAAGACGUUACUCUGAGAAGGAUUUUGGAGUGCCCGAAAAGUCCGACAUGUGACCUGCCCUCCCGCUAGACUGUAGCCAGUCUUGAGUUGCCUCGCCUCAGUUUGCCUUGUCAGGAGGUCAAAGAUGAGAAGACUGCUCUUGGUAUUGCUGCACAUUUCACAAUCUUCUGCCACUUGCGGGAUACAAAACAUCAUUGUGUCAGCCCUUCCCAGAGCAGGAUUUGCCUCCGUGAAUGAGUUCCCCUGGAUGGUAUCUCUGCAAGAUUCCCACUACACCCAUCUGAUGUUUGGCUGCAUCAUAAGUGAGAACUGGAUUCUAAGCAUUGCUUCCAGCUUUCAGAAUAGGCCUAAGGUGAUUGCUGUGGUCGGCAUUGCCAACAUGAAUGCCAAAAGAAAAACCCACCCGGAGUAUUCAGUCAACACCAUCAUCACCCACGAGGAAUUCGAUGACGUCACCAUGGAGCAUAACAUCGCUCUCUUAAAAACAGAUGCAGCGAUGGAAUUCGGCGACCGAGUUAAACCCAUAUGCUUUCCGAGAAACACCGUGGCCGCAGCGGCACUGAGCAACUGCUGGGUGUCGGGAUGGAUCCGCAGUUCUACAACAGGAAAGCCCGCAACAAUGAGCGUCCUGAGGAAGCUGUCCGUGGUGGACAUUGAACGGUGUCCCUUAAGAAGAUACAAUGGGACGGCAUGUUGCAGCCAUAGAGAAUCAGAUAAUGAGUCUGGAUGUUUGGGUGAUCCAGGAAACCCCGUUUUCUGCCAGGCCCGGGAUACAAGGCAAUGGAUUUUGAGUGGAAUAUUAAAUCAUGGUGGCAUGGCCUGCUUUGGGCCAUUUCUUUAUACCGUGGUGUCCCACUACAGUAACUGGAUUUCCACCAGGACAGUGAAAGCCGGCACACCCUUGUAUCCUACUUACAGCCAGAAAAGUCCAGCUCCUCUGUCUCUUGCAAAUUCCAAAGAGAAGAGUGAAUUAGGAGAACAGAUACCUCAACCGACGGACCACUCCGAAGAGAAGAAACACUUGCAAAGUCCCAGGGGUCAGGCCAAGGCAAAAUCCCAUUCAGCUGAACCGUCGGCCUCUUUGCAAGAGAACCACAACCCUCAAGAUGGAAAGGAACAGGAGUGGAAAAAUCUGGAUGAACGAGCCAGGUCAAAAGCUCUUGCCUCUGAGCCAAUAUAUUAUGACUAUUACGGUGGGGAAGUUAUUCCCAUUUCCGGUCAUAAAGGGUUCAGUCAGCCUCAUGAACUGAGUUUGGUUGUCCUCUUGCUUGCUCUCCUUUACAGGGACCUCUAGUCACUGAGGUAAACCGUUGGAACUGGAAAAGACAGCUGGGCAGCAGGCUAGGAAUCCUCCACAUCAUUUCUACGAUUUUUUGUUUUUGUUUUUAUAGCUACGAGUCUGACUCCAGAUGUUCUGUCCUGACAUUUUUGUUGUGUCAUUCCACAUAAUAAAACCCGGAAAUCCCACAGGCA
Molecule: messenger RNA, 1669 nt
Organism: Ornithorhynchus anatinus (platypus)
Lineage: Eukaryota; Metazoa; Chordata; Mammalia; Monotremata; Ornithorhynchidae
Gene: PRSS54
Product: serine protease 54
Exons: 7
Coding region: 321-1490 (389 amino acids)
Biological process (GO): proteolysis
Molecular function (GO): serine-type endopeptidase activity
Source: RefSeq, a predicted model, not a curated record